Frankliniella occidentalis (western flower thrips) is the source of this 2160-nucleotide messenger RNA. RefSeq lists its product as uncharacterized. Lineage: Eukaryota; Metazoa; Arthropoda; Insecta; Thysanoptera; Thripidae. Bases 319 to 831 code for a protein of 170 amino acids. The record is from RefSeq and is a predicted model, not a curated record. The transcript has 4 exons.
ACGACGAAAGAAGUAUGGAACUGAUGGAACUUCAAAUGUAAUCAGGGUUCAGGAAAAUGGAACGAGGGGUAGUUCAGAGCAUCAUGUGAAUCAUAUUUGAUGAAUGAAAGAAGGAAUAUUUUUUGUCACCUUUGAGGAAUGAGAGACUUUGCUAAACUAUGCAAAUGCAGUAGAUAAGACCAUCAGGGUGGACUUUUUGACAGACAGCUGCUGCCCCAGUCCUCACCUUAUCAUGGUUCCAAGAUAAGCUUUGCGUAUGGUUUCGUUGGCUGGACCUGGUAAGUUUCCUGCCCAUGCCUCCCAUGUCGCUCCAUCGCCAUGGAAGACAGCGGGAUCGACAGCGAUCCAAAACCUCUUCAGGAUGAGAGGUUAGGAUGUGGAGUGCCCAUUCCCUCCUUCCAGACAAGUGACAGCUCCUGCAGCAGUACAUCUGUUCCUAGUCCCCAGAAAACAAAUCUAAAACAGCUUCAUCGGAAAUUAGAAAGGCGUAUAGAACAAGCAAAGAAAGUGCAACGCCUUCAGGAGUAUAAAAAGGGUUCUAGCCUAAUCCCAAUUCAACGCCUCUCAAUACCUAGUAAAUCUCCGGCUCCCCCAACCAGUAAAGAACAUCAUCCUCUGGUAGACUGGGAUUCAGAGGAUAGUGAAGAAGAUAUUAAUUUUUUCCCUGUGAAGAUGCGGGAUGGUCGACAAGAAUUAUCAGACACUUUCAGUAUUGAAAACUUGCCUUUGUCUGGAGGUGAGGAGGAUGAGGAUGAUCUUGACCUGCUACCACCUCAGAAGACACCUCGUAAAUGGGGAUGCUGUGGUCUAUCAGCUUGUUCAAUUUUAUGAGGUGCUAUCCUGAGCUACCCCAUAAAUCAAUUUCGUCAAUAAGCUGUUUAGAAAGCUUAUACAAAAUUUGUGUUGUGAUUCAAAUCCAACAAAAUAUUUUUUCUUCCAUGCUGAUUUUUUAGUAUAUUUAAGAACUACUUUGGAUAGUUUGAAAUAUCUUGUGCCAUAUAAUUUAUGCUUACAUGGGAAAAUUGUAUAUGAAUUAUUUGAAUUUAGAUGGCUUAGAAAACCAUAGUGGGCAAAAUUAGCCUACUAAACGUUUUUAUGUAUGGUAUGUGUCUUGGAAUUAAGCUUUGAUCAGAUUUUUAAGAUAAGCUUACUAUUUAAGGUUGUGGCUGAGUACAUUUCUCUUUGUACCUAUGAGCCACCAGUAGAUAAGAAGGAAAAUGGAGGAAAAUCUAAACCAAGUUGUUCCUUCCACAUCUUAUGACUGGUUAGAUCAAUGUGGUCAUGAUGAAAAUGGAGGUAACAAUCAAGUUGUUCCAGUCACAGUCAUUGUGCCUUCGCCCUCCAGCACAUCAGUGGCAUCAUCAAUUGAACCAUUUGUUGCAGCUGCUCCAGAUGAGCAUGUAAUGGGUUCAGCUAAUGUGGUUACUGAUAAUGGUUUAUUACCUUUGCAAAGAGUUGGUAAAUAUGCACAGAAAUCAGUCAAAAUGCUAGGUGUUGAGGAAAGUCUGAAAGCCUUAUCUUUAGACGGUAUACAGGUGGUACCGUCAGCGAAAUCUCCUUUAAUGGAGACAUUAGCCAUGAAUGUAGAACUGAAAACGGGUACAAGUACAAGAAAGUUUUUUAGAUCAACUUCAAAAACAACUGUACCUAAUGCUUAAACAAUUGUUUUACUUUUGGUCUUUCUUAAAUCAGCACAGAACGUAGCUCAGAACAUGCUCUCAUUAGUUUACGCCUAAGGAAAAGGUGGAUUUUCCAGGGAAGGAAAGAGUUAGCUUAGAACUUCUGUUUACCGUCCAGUAUGCAUUCCCAUUCCUUUUGUGACUGUUAUCACAGAUAAAAGAUAUUGAAGAAUUUUACACCUGUCUUUUUGCCACUUUGCUCAUGUCAGAUCUCUUGCUUACUAGCCUAGUCAAUGAUGCCAAAUGUUUUCUUUUUUACUAUGUUGCCUCUAAACAUAUCUGUUCUUCUUUCAUGUGUGUAGUAGUGUGUAGUAUACAUAAUAUAUUCAUUUAUACAUUAAGUUUUUUUUUUUAAUUUUGAACUAUUUAUACAUUAUGUUGACAUAUUGUCAGUGAACAAGUUACACAAUUUUUACAAGUAUCUUGUAUUUGUUAAUUGGUCCACAAUGUUGUGAUUUGCUAAUAAAAAGAAACAAUCUCA